UGGAGGUUAGCGGAAGUUGUUUCAGCUGCCAUGUUUGGUUGCUUUGUUGUAGGCUUCUACUAGCUUUCCUACAGAAUCAGUAAGUGUGGAAAUGGAGCCGAGCUGGAGUACGUUUCUCUUCCAACAGGCCAAUGAAGCCCUCCACCACCAGCACCAGGUGGCCCAGAAUAGCCUGCUGCCACUUCUUAAUGCUGGAGCAGAGCAAGUUGACCAGAAGCCUGUCCUGCCUAUCCAAAUAGACCAGAAACCACCUGUCAGUGCUGCUGAACUCCUGAAGGACAAUGUGGCCAGUGGAGGAGGUCAGCGGCCACCGGUGCCUGUGAUAAAGAAGGAACACAAAGGCAAGACACCUUUUGUCUGUGGUUACUGUAACAAGGCUUUCCGAGACAGCUACCACUUGAGACGCCAUGAGUCUAGCCACACCGGCAUCAAGAUGGUGUCGCGUCCGAAGAAGACGGCCCAAACGGCCCCCACCAUGGUACCCAUGAUCGCCUCGAUGCCGCGAGAGAACAACGGCCACUCCUCCUACAUCUCUACAGUAGCGGGCAUCCUCUCCACGGCGACCACGUCUGUUUCGUCGGGCGCGAGUAUCAUGACGUCAUCCGCGAUGGGCAACAUGCAGCAGCAAAAUGUCCCCAAGAAACCUGCCAAGCCUGUCAAGAAAAACCACGGCUGCGAGAUGUGCGGCAAGGCCUUCCGUGACGUCUACCACCUGAAUCGCCACAAGCUGUCCCAUUCAGACGAGAAGCCGUUCGAGUGUCCGAUCUGCCAGCAACGCUUUAAAAGGAAGGAUCGUAUGACCUACCAUGUUCGCUCUCAUGACGGCGGGGUCCACAAGCCCUACGUGUGUUCUGUUUGUGGAAAAGGCUUUUCCAGGCCAGACCACUUGAGCUGCCAUGUGAAGCAUGUGCACUCCUCAGAACGACCAUUUAAAUGUCAAGUAACGGCCUGCACCUCUGCUUUCGCCACCAAAGACAGACUCCGCUCCCACAUGAUCCGACAUGAGGGCAAGGUCACCUGUAGCAUCUGUGGGAAGAUGCUCAGUGCAGCCUACAUCACCAGUCAUUUGAAGACUCACGGACAGACCAACUUUAACUCCUGUAACAAAGAAGGUAAUGAAGUCUGCAACUCUGCCUCAGCUACACCCGUGACCGCCUCUGCCCCCAUCACCUCGGCAAUGAACCGGGGCAACCCCAACAACAACAACCCUGUCACCAUAGCCGCACAAAUGAACAUUAGCACAAACACGGUCAACAUCACAUCUCCUGUCAGCCUUCAGCACCCGGUCACCAUCACCGGGCCCGUCAACAUCGCCUCUGUGAACAUCCCCACCUCGGCACCCAUGAAUAUCGCCCACCCCGUCGCAAUAACGACCCCCAUGCCUAUGAAUAUAACCGGCCCGCUGAACAUCGCAAUGAGGCCAGUCGAUAGCAUGUCUUUUCUGUCCCAAGUCUUGCCUUCAUCCCCUCCUUGGUAAAACGUAAAUAAAGAAAAGAUAAACGUCAAUAUCUAACUGGCCAGAAAGAAAGGGAAAAUGAAGUGAAAAGAGACUCCAGUCCUCACUUUAACAGCUCCCCCCACCCCCUUCCCAAACCAUGUCCACUUCAUCCAGCUUUGAAGUGCGACAGUCCUUUGAGCUGUAAGGUCAGUAGGAGCCCCCCCAAGUCCUAACUGUGUCCCAACUAAUGUUUAGUGACUGGCUCGUGAUGCAGAACAGUUCAGUAGAAUUCGAGUAGGAUUUAUCUUGAAAUCAAGACAGCCGUAAGACUUAGUGUAGGCCGUUAGAAUGAUGAAACUGUGAUUUGUAUCAUGACAAACAGGAGAGGGUUCCUCAAGUCUGCUUGAGGACCCCUAUAUGAGAAUACAUAUGUGCUUUUGUAAGGGAGGUGUGAAAUGGACUGAAGCAAUAACUAUGAAUUGCUGUUUCUGAUGUUUUACAAGCUCUCUACCGAAGCCUCUGGGCGUUACUUUGUAUGUAGUUUUUUUUUUUUUUUUUUUUUUUAACUAUAGCCUGCUAAUCACUAUUUAAUGUUAUAGGAAAUGAGUCUAGUAAAAGGGACAGCUGCUUCCACUUGCAUGGAAGACUAUUUUUUCACAAUGUUAUAGCAUUUCUUUCUCUUCUCAGAUAGUAAGUAUGCUCUUGAGGUACGGUGACUAACUUGUACAGUUGACAUAGUAAUGUAUUUUUCACGUUGGCAUUUAAAUUUUUUUUGCUUUCGUCUUUUGUGGACAUCUGAACACUGUUCAUUGAAAUCCUUACUUUGUUUUUCUAUUUAUAUGAAAGCAAAGGAUUUUUUUUUUUUUUUUUUUUGUGUUAAUUUUUCUUCUAUGAAGUCAGAAUGGAAUGAGUCUUGCACUGAAGGCAUAUCCUACAUGCAGGUGAACAGCAGUAUUAUCAAAGAUCAGAGUCUUGAGUGUUUUGGUCAGCCAGCCUGCACUUGAGGGCCCUCUGGUGGCAAGUAUGUAAAUCCAGGACUUGUAGUGAGGCUUUUCAGGUUGCUAUUGUCAUCGUAAAGGUGGCUGACAGUUUUAGCGGACUCUUUGUUACACUGUUUUAUUCUUAUAAUUAUUUAUCAUUACUCUGUUACAGCCCUGAGGUUAAACUAAGAAGCGAUCACUCAGGAAACACACAGGAAAAAUAAAAGAAAUCACGGAACUGGGUCUUAGGCAUUUCCCAAGCUCGUAUUUGGACUCCCUAAAACAUUUGGUAUUGCAGUGUUACCACUUGGCAAAAUUACACUAAGCAGGAAGUCCAGAAGUACACGCUUUAAACAGCCGUCCAUGUGAAUCGAUCAUUUACUGUACAAUGACAUAAAUGCUGUACAUCUUUUACAAACUCGAGCUAGUUCAGUCUCUGUUUGCACAGGUAUGUGGCUAAGAACUGGGUGAUACAGAACUGAUUUACAAAGAAAACCACGAACUCUGUAGCUGUUGGACAUGAACUGUUUUUCUUUCUUUUUUUUUUUUUUUUUACAAAUGCCAUGUUAUCUCAGCAGUGUUGCAGCUCUUUGAGUUGAUUCAGUUUAUACAGAGAAAUGCAAUAUGCAUGUAUGUCUUUUUUUCCAAGUUUUUGUUUUUUUUUUACAAAAUAUUAGUGUAGUUUUUUUUUAUUAUGCAUUUACGUAGAUACACUAUAAUAGCCUGUUUGCCAAAUUUGAAACAGUUAUAAUGUGAUGAUCUGAAUUAUUCUUGUGAAAUUGAACAUCUCAUUUAUUUUGAAGAGGAAAAAAAAAAAGUUAAUUGGAAACACCAGAAACCUUGUGAAAAGCAGUUGAAUGUAUAUCUUUGUACAAAACUUUUAGUUUCAAGGAUAUGGUAGUUACAAUAGAUGUGAAAGAUAAGAACCUUUUUUAUAAAUCUUUUGUAUUAGAACAUUAACAUUGAUAAUUUUGUAUAUAUGAGAGGCUAGGCUUUCUGAUUAGCAGAAAGAUCAAACAUUCCUACAUUUUUUUAAAUGUACGUUUGUCAAAUUAUUACUUAAACAUGCGCAAUGUUAUGUGCCUUUUAUUUGGGUUGUCUAAAUAAAAGAAAACUAUCAAAUGUG
Messenger RNA from Girardinichthys multiradiatus, 3544 nucleotides. RefSeq names its product vascular endothelial zinc finger 1-like. Gene Ontology annotation, molecular function: RNA polymerase II cis-regulatory region sequence-specific DNA binding; DNA-binding transcription factor activity. Gene Ontology annotation, biological process: regulation of transcription by RNA polymerase II. The coding region runs from base 92 to 1477 and encodes 461 amino acids. The transcript is spliced from 5 exons. The record is from RefSeq and is a predicted model, not a curated record. Lineage: Eukaryota; Metazoa; Chordata; Actinopteri; Cyprinodontiformes; Goodeidae.